Coprinopsis cinerea okayama7#130 is the source of this 2709-nucleotide messenger RNA. RefSeq lists its product as hypothetical. The coding region runs from base 1 to 2709 and encodes 902 amino acids. The transcript is spliced from 4 exons. The record is from RefSeq and is a predicted model, not a curated record. NCBI's taxonomy places the organism in Eukaryota, Fungi, Basidiomycota, Agaricomycetes, Agaricales, Psathyrellaceae.
AUGCCCGCCACUGAAGACCCUGAAGUAGUGUCCUACUCCCUUGAGGAGUUCUGCUAUGCGGCUGGCGAACUCCUGGACCGUCCAGGAGAGUCGUUCACGUUCGCGCAGUUCGCCUUGUCGGGGUUCGACCAGCGCAAUGGACGGCAGAGCUCGAUCGACCCUUACUUAAACCACCUAUCCCAACAAGAAGACAUCGACCUCACCUGCACGCGCGACAUAGACUCGGUUAUUGGACUAAGCACAAGAAUAGAACUUCGAGGCGCGGACUUGACCAUCUUCCCUAUUCCGCGGUACCACGACACCCUGAAGAAGAACGUGAAAGUCACCUACAGCGUCUUGGAUAGUGAAGGGGGAACCAGGACCGUCGAACUCCACAAGAUACCCAACGUCGGCAUCGGUAAAUUCGGUACCCACACCCUCAUUCGGCUGAUGUUUCCCAAUGCCCCUCGAGAUACCCCUACCAGCCCUCUUUGGGCGCUGUCUGUGAAGUGCCAGGCAGAGCUUUACCAGCUAGGGAUUCGCCCAGUCCUCCGAAAGCUGAUGGAGAGUCGUGGAGCAAACCUCCCAGCCUCGCGGGAGGCGGAGCUGUUCCGAGCUAGGACAGAGAGCGGGCAGCUCGCCCUGGGCAGUCGCAAAAUUCCGGAAUUCGUGGUGGAGCAGUUCAGCGACGUUCUUAGGGAGACGUUGGAGGAGAAUAACGUGGAGUGGGCGAAAGAUUUUUUCUUCAUGCACGAAAUCCGGGGGAUCAAAGAUUCGACCUAUCACUCAGCUCAAGAUUACCACCUCGCUCAGGAGGUUUUGGAGAAGACGCUUUCGAACCACCACCUCGACCUCAAUCUCCUUCUCUCGGGCUAUCACGGCGACUGGUAUGUCGAUAUUGGAGUGGAGGUUGCUGCUGGAGAUGGGGCGACUUGUCUGGCCUGGGAUCGGAAAACGCACGCGCUAAUCCUCAACCAAGCCGGUGGCAUCCCUCUGGCGGCGGCGAAGUCGGUAACACAGCUGUCCAGCGGGAAGUAUUACGUCGAUUUGGCCUCCCACCUUACAGCAGUCGCCGGUUUUCGAGUCACGCCAGGCCCGACACAACGAGGGGCGUACGAACUUCACUAUUGGCAAGCUUACCACACCGACAAGUCACACACGUACCAGCCAGAGAAUCACCGGUUUGGGAAGCAUGUCAGCGGGUACCAGGUCACCCACGGAAAGGCAAACAGCUUUUUCGACGGAACCUACGGGGUGUACCGGAGGUGCGCUGAGGACUGCCCCUCAAACCUCAGAAUGGAAGGGCGAGUUCCUCUUCGCCACGCGGCAGCCUUUAUGGUUGCGAUCGACGCCGACGUUCUGUUCUCCUCGGCAUUUGGGUUUAGUUGCUGGGCAUGGUGGGGCUUUAAGGCCUACCGUGUUCUUUCCCUAAAGCUCCUCUAUGAAUGGCAGCUGGAAGGGCCUCCCCACCUUCGCACACAGGAAUCCGCACUUCUUCUAGCCGCAGCCACAGCCCUUCUCGCCAGUAGCAUCCACUCCACCAUAGAUACCCGACCAGCCUCGCGCGAACUCAUGGCUGCGAUCUUCCCUCUCGCCGAGCGGUUCGCCAUCUUCGACCACCACCUUCCUUUUCCCAUAUCGCUCGACGGUGGUGCGAGCGGUUCUCCUGAGGAACUGGAUGAAUCCGAGGACUCUGGUGGACAAAGAGAGGCCACCCAGCUCCAGCACCCUGCCCACACCGAUUUGGACGAUGAAGAGAUCGCGCAAGAGCUUUCAACGGUUCCCCGAGCGUCUGAUCUUGUUCCCCAUGCUCCAUUUGGAGCCUUGUUUACCCGACCUCUCCGGUACCCCCCACCCCCCGUGCCUCGAUUCGAGUGGCGUCGCAUUGUUCUCACCGACUACGCCUUCAAAGUUAUGUUCGGACAGGCUCGCCAUGAGCUCCACGACGAUAUCCUGGGGUCGAACAUUGCCUACGCAAGAAACCCCAACCGCGUUUCUAAUCGCAGAAAGCAGCCACUCGCACCGCAAGUCGCCCCUAUCCCUAAAUUCGCGCUAGAAGACGCUGGGUUCCACAUCCAGCCUGCAGCCACUGACGAUGGGUCGGACGUUGAGACACGCAGCGACGACGAAUUCGAAAGCGAAGACCCACUAGACAAGGGGCUGGAUGAAGCGCUGGGCCAGCUAUGGAACCAGUCCUUCGUCGACUUCGCAGGGACGAUGCCGAAUCGAACUGCUACGGCGAAGAACGGGAUGAACCACGGCCCUUACACUGUUCUCAGCGAAGAGGAGCGCACCACGAUCACGUCAGAGCAGUUCCGCAACCUCAACCUGUCCGACACCUUCGAGGAUGUUCAGUGGCGCCACGCGAAGGACGAGAAGGAGUGGAGGGAGGUUUUUGACCGGCUGUGGCCCGCCAAAGGGAGGAGGAAGAUUGGCAAGACACAGAACUACAGCAAGACGCGGUAUUACCCCAGCUGGGUUGAGAUGUCGGAACGCCUAACCCCUGACGCUGCUGAAGCCGCUCGCGCAGAGCUCUGGAGCCUCUUCAAGAGACUUCGAUGGGUUCCUCUAGCAAAGGCAGACCGAAUUUGGGAGACUAGAGCGACUCCCGGUACGUUCAAGAGGCCUCCAGGUGCUGAUCCCAGCCAGCCUGCGCCAAAGAUACUCGUCGUUCCUCGCGGAAAACCAACAUGGGACGGCAAUCAUGUCGAAGGGUGGGGUGCGCUGUAG